Molecule: messenger RNA, 480 nt
Organism: Chanos chanos (milkfish)
Lineage: Eukaryota; Metazoa; Chordata; Actinopteri; Gonorynchiformes; Chanidae
Gene: cplx4a
Product: complexin 4a
Exons: 3
Coding region: 1-480 (159 amino acids)
Biological process (GO): regulation of neurotransmitter secretion; neurotransmitter transport; synaptic vesicle exocytosis
Cellular component (GO): SNARE complex; terminal bouton
Molecular function (GO): syntaxin binding
Source: RefSeq, a predicted model, not a curated record
AUGGCUUUCCUCAUCAAAAGUAUGGUGGGUAACCCGCUGAAAGGAAUGGGGCUUGGCGGUGGAGAGGAGAAGACAGAGGAGGCCACCCCAUCGGAUCCAGCAAAAGCAGCAGGCAUGACGAGAGAGGAGUAUGAGGAGUACCAGAAACAGCUAGUGGAAGAAAAGAUGGAGAGAGAUGCAGACUUUUUACACAAGAAGGCAGAGAGAGCGACUCUGCGGGUGUGCUUGAGAGAGAAAUACAGACUGCCAAAGAGUGAACAGGACGAGAAUAUGCUUCAGAUGGCUGGCGAUGAUGUGGAUGUCCCUGAGGAGCUGCUUAAGAUGGUGGAUGAAGAUGCAACAGAAGAGGAGGAGAAAGACUCCAUCAUGGGCCAGAUACAAAACCUGCAGAAUAUGGACAUGGACCAGAUUAAGGAGAAGGCCAGUGCCACACUCACAGAGAUGAAAUCAAAAGCUGAGGAGAAGUGCUCUGUGAUGUAA